Messenger RNA from Thrips palmi, 1078 nucleotides. RefSeq names its product geminin (gene geminin). Bases 81 to 731 code for a protein of 216 amino acids. The transcript is spliced from 5 exons. Lineage: Eukaryota; Metazoa; Arthropoda; Insecta; Thysanoptera; Thripidae. Gene Ontology annotation, cellular component: nucleus. The record is from RefSeq and is a predicted model, not a curated record. Gene Ontology annotation, biological process: negative regulation of DNA replication; negative regulation of cell cycle.
UGGUGCUGUGGUUGGGAUUUAAACAGUGAUUCACCGCGAAAAGUGCCGCGCAGUCGGAGCCGAAUGCACAGACUCAGCUGAUGUUGGCAGUCGCAGCGAGUGUGCGGCCGUCUUCGGAAGACCGUUAUCUCUUGUUUCUCUGUCCACUUUCUCUCAAUCGGCCAUUCUUUGGCUGCUGUUGGAUGCCCUUUCCAUCCUCUUCCUUGAAGAUGACGAGUUUACGCAAAACACUGCACCCCCUGCAAUCCGCUGCUGGAGACAAAGAAAACCUGGUUGGACCGGGAAGAAUGUUGAGCAUUGUUGACCGUGACAAUCUGAAAGCAAGCUUGCGGGAAGUCAAUGAAAAUGACAAAACCCCUGAUCAAGCCAAACUUAUCAAGCGUAAGAAAACAAUCAGUAAAGGUGUCCAGGCAGGCAAGGAGAAGACAGCAUCAUCUUCAGUUACUGCGGAAGAUUUAACUACAGAGAGUGAUAAUGUCAGUGAGAACUACUGGCAUAGCCUUGCUGAGCAGCGUCGUGUAGCGUUGGAGGUGACGUUGAAAGAGAAUGAGGCACUCCAUAAGGAAAAUGAAGAGCUCACCAAGAAAGUUACACUUUUGGAAGAGGAAAAUAGAGUUGCCAAAGAGCUGCUGCAAGAGUCAGAAACUCUGGUUGAUGUCCUCAAGGAAAUGAUUGGUGGUGGUGAUGAUGCAAAUGAAAGUAGCAUCAUUGAUAACUCCUAUGAAGUAUAAGCUCCUAUGUAUAAAUCCACAGAUGUAGAAAACUUAUGUGUUAGGUUUUGUAAUCUCAUGAUCUCCUUUCUCAUUAGAUUGUUCAUUCAAUCAUACUACUGUUUUUGAUUUUGUUCACCAGCUCCUGUUUAUCCUAUGAUGUCCUCUUUUGAGGUGAAUAAUUUUUAAUUUCACAUUUUCUUUUGUGUCAUGACUGAGCUUAUUUGUUUUUCAAUUUUAGUCCAGGCUUUGAACAUUUUUUAUUCCAUUUCUAUUAACCUCAUACCAUUCCUUUAAUGAACUAAAUUGUGCGACCAAACAAAAUGUCAAUUAUUUUGAGUAAAUAAAGAAGUCGAAAGCGCCAUUUA